Molecule: messenger RNA, 3496 nt
Organism: Carya illinoinensis
Lineage: Eukaryota; Viridiplantae; Streptophyta; Magnoliopsida; Fagales; Juglandaceae
Product: pentatricopeptide repeat-containing protein At4g33990
Exons: 3
Coding region: 901-3363 (820 amino acids)
Biological process (GO): RNA modification
Molecular function (GO): protein binding; zinc ion binding; RNA binding
Source: RefSeq, a predicted model, not a curated record
UUGAGAAUGUGUUUCUUGAUUCAGAUGGUUUGCAAAUGUUAACGGUGAUCGAGAAAGGUGUUUCUUUAUACAGAUGGUUUACAAAUGUUGAUGAAUUUGUUCGCCUUUAUUCCUAUCUAUAUUCCACUUGGUUUACUAUGAGUCCCUGCCCUACAGUGAUUUUCAAUGCUCUCGUAACUUUGGUUUUAUGGAGCUUUCCGCAGAGGUAAAAUCGAGAGACAACAAUGUAGUGCUUUCAUAUCAGCGUCACAUGAAGGGAUCAAGUGGCUGAGUUGAGCAUCUUGUUGGAAGGCAUAUAUGUUGGUGUACAACCCUUUUCCAACCUGGUGUUUUAGUUCUAGUUACCUCCCCUCAGCCCCCUCCCUUUUCAAUAAAUUGCAUUUUUAGUGGCUAAUAAAAAAAACUUCUAAAAGAUGCACAGAAACAAAAGAAAGAUCAGUAUUGUCUUUUGUUGUUUGAAGUUUGAAAUUCAUUUGCUUUAGCACAAUGAAUUUAUGUGGUUUAAUUGUUACAUAGAAUAGGAUAGAUGAACUUUAAGUGUGGUGGAUUUUUUAGUGUUUUUUAUUAUUAUUUUAUUUUAUUUUAUUUUAUUUUAAUGGCAAAUAACUUGGAUAAAAAAAAAAAAAAAACUUGAGGGGUGGGGGUGGAUGUUAUGUUCUAGUAUUCGUGAACUGACCAAUUUAACUUAUGCAAAAGAUCAUGCCAAAGGAUGGAUACUAGGUUGAAGUUGAAUUCAGGAUAAAGGAACAAAAAGAAAACUUGUCUUUUCUGUAAUUGGAUUUUGGAAUGGGCAGUUUUGGACAGUUAUCUUGAACUUAAUAUUUGGUUUAUGACAAUAGCAAGCAAGCUCUUUUUAAAGCACUCAGUGCCCAUUGAUAUAUUGGACUGAAAGCUACAUUUAUGUUCAGAGUGCUGCAAACCUGCAAAGGUGUGCAUCCUCUUAGGUUUUGGCCAUUCCUUCAAGCCUGUUGCACAUUUUCUCCAGCUGCUACCACUUCUCUGCAAUUCAUUUCCGAUGGCUAUGAAAACGAGAACAAAGACCUUGAUUUCAAACUUUUAUUCUCAUCCUGCACAAAUGUGCACCUUGCCAAGCGCCUUCAUGCCCUUCUUGUUCUAUCAGGGAAAGCUCAAGACAUCUUUCUCUCCACCGGACUUGUCAAUCUUUAUGCCAACCUUGGUGAUGUCUCAUUUGCUCGGCACACAUUUGAUCAGAUUCAGAAAAAGAAUAUUUUUACUUGGAACUCAAUGAUAUCUGCUUAUGCUCGUGUUCGACGUUAUCAUGAAGCUGUAAACUGUUUUUAUCAGCUCUUGUUAACCUCUCGCCUUCAACCUGAUUCCUACACUUUUCCACCUGUGUUAAAAGCUUGUGGAAAUAUGGUUGAUGGGAAGAAGAUGCAUUGCUGGGUUCUAAAGUUGGGUUUCGAGUGGGAUGUCUUUGUGGCUGCUUCUUUGGUCCAUAUGUAUUCCCGCUUUGGCUUCUUAGGUGUCGCGCGUAAAUUGUUCAAUAACAUGCCAGUUCGGGAUAUGGGUUCUUGGAAUGCAAUGAUUUCUGGGUUUUGCCAGAAUGGAAAUGCUGCUGAGGCAUUGGACCUUUUGGACGAGAUGAGAUUGGAGGGCGUUAAGAUGGAUCCUGUUACUGUUGUAAGUAUACUUCCUGUUUGUGCACUAUCAGAUGAUAUCCUAGUUGGAAUUUUAGUUCAUUUGUAUUCCAUAAAGCAUGGACUGGAAUCAGAUGUAUUUGUGUCCAAUGCCUUGAUUAACAUGUAUGCAAAAUUUGGGAACUUAGGGCAUGCACAAAGGGUAUUUGAUCAGAUGGAGGUCAGAGAUUUGGUUUCAUGGAACUCAAUAAUUGCUGCAUAUGAGCAGAAUGAAGAUCCAAUUACUGCGCUUGGACUAUUCAAAGAGAUGCAACUAGUAAGGAUUCAGCCUGAUUUGUUGACAGCAGUGAGUUUGGCAUCUAUUGUUGCUCAGUUAAGUGAUCAUCGAAAUAGUCAGUCUGUUCAUGGAUUUGUUGCAAGGAGAGGUUGGCUUAUGGAAGAUGUUAUAAUUGGAAAUGCUGUUGCAGAUAUGUAUGCAAAAUCUGGUUCUGUAGAUUCUGCUCGCAGAGUCUUUGAAGGACUUCCUGUCAAAGAUGUGAUUUCAUGGAAUACCUUAAUCACCUGUUAUGCUCAAAAUGGUCUUGCAAGUGAGGCGAUUGAAUUUUACCAUAUGAUGGUAGCGCACAUAGAGAUAAUUCCUAACCAAGGUACUUGGGUAAGCAUUCUACCAGCAUAUUCCCAUGUAGGGGCCUUGCAACAAGGUAUGAAAAUUCAUGGCCGUGUGAUUAAGAACUGUCUCUACUUAGAUGUCUUUGUGGGUACCUGCCUGAUUGACAUGUACGGAAAAUGUGGAAGAUUAGAUGAUGCAAUGUCCUUAUUUUAUCAAGUGCCCAGGAAGAGUUCAGUUCCUUGGAAUGCCAUAAUAUCCUGUCAUGGAAUUCAUGGGCAUGGUGAGAAAGCUCUGAAGCUAUUUAAGGAAAUGAUGGACGACGGGGUGAAGCCAGAUCAUGUAACCUUUGUCUCUUUAUUAGCGGCUUGUAGCCAUUCAGGUUUGGUUGAUGAGGGUCAAUGGUGCUUCAAUGUGAUGCAAGAAAAAUAUGGCAUCAAGCCUAGUUUGAAGCACUAUGGUAGCAUGGUAGAUUUGCUCGGGCGAGCUGGACGUUUAGACCUGGCGUAUAAUUUGAUACAAAACAUGCCUAUACAGCCUGAUGCUUCUGUCUGGGGUGCUCUUCUUGGUGCUUGUAGAAUACAUGGAAAUUUCGAGUUGGGUUCGAUUGCUUCAGAUCGCUUGUUUGAAGUUGAUUCGGAGAAUGUUGGCUACUAUGUUUUGCUGUCAAAUAUUUAUGCCAAUGUUGGGAAAUGGGAGGGAGUGAAUAAAGUGAGAUCUUUGGCCAGAGAGAGGGGAUUAAAGAAGACACCUGGAUGGAGCUCAAUUGAAGUGAACAAUAAAGUUGAUGUAUUCUACACUGGAAACCAAACUCAUCCUAGAUGUGAAGAAAUAUACGAGGAGCUUGAGGUUCUGACUGCGAAAAUGAAGAGCCUUGGUUAUGUUCCAGACUAUAGCUUUGUGCUGCAGGAUGUUGAGGAUGAUGAGAAGGAGCAUAUCCUCACAAGUCAUAGUGAAAGAUUGGCAAUUGCAUUUGGAAUUAUUAGCACUCCUCCUAAAAGUACCAUUCGUAUCUUCAAGAAUCUGCGGGUUUGUGGUGACUGCCAUGAGGCGACUAAAUUCAUUUCUAGGAUUACUGAAAGAGAGAUCAUUGUAAGGGAUUCAAAUCGUUUCCAUCAUUUCAAGAAUGGAAUUUGCUCUUGCGGCGAUUAUUGGUGACAUGGCUUAGUUAACAUGUUACUUGCAAACUUUUUCUUCACAACAAGAGUUGAUUUAUCUCACUAAUUGUUGUAGAAAAGAUUCAUGACAAUAGUAUUAGGGUUCGUUCGACAACACAAUUAUUCUAAGUAUU